AUGAAGAGUAAUAAAUUUGUUCAGCACUGCAUCUCCUACAUUAACAAUUUCUACAACAACCACAGCAUUGCCAAAAAUUCAGACUUCUACAACGACAAGUGCUUCAACAACAUCCACCACUAUGUCAACAGCGACUGCAUCUCCUACAUUAACAAUUUCUACAACAACCACAGCAUUGCCAAAAAUUCAGACUUCUACAACGACAAGUGCUUCAACAACAUCCACCACUAUGUCAACAGCGACUGCAUCUCCUACAUUAACAAUUUCUACAACAACCACAGCAUUGCCAAAAAUUCAGACUUCUACAACGACAAGUGCUUCAACAACAUCCACCACUAUGUCAACAGCGACUGCAUCUCCUACAUUAACAAUUUCUACAACAACCACAGCAUUGCCAAAAAUUCAGACUUCUACAACGACAAGUGCUUCAACAACAUCCACCACUAUGUCAACAGCGACUGCAUCUCCUACAUUAACAAUUUCUACAACAACCACAGCAUUGCCAAAAAUUCAGACUUCUACAACGACAAGUGCUUCAACAACAUCCACCACUAUGUCAACAGCGACUGCAUCUCCUACAUUAACAAUUUCUACAACAACCACAGCAUUGCCAAAAAUUCAGACUUCUACAACGACAAGUGCUUCAACAACAUCCACCACUAUGUCAACAGCGACUGCAUCUCCUACAUUAACAAUUUCUACAACAACCACAGCAUUGCCAAAAAUUCAGACUUCUACAACGACAAGUGCUUCAACAACAUCCACCACUAUGUCAACAGCGACUGCAUCUCCUACAUUAACAAUUUCUACAACAACCACAGCAUUGCCAAAAAUUCAGACUUCUACAACGACAAGUGCUUCAACAACAUCCACCACUAUGUCAACAGCGACUGCAUCUCCUACAUUAACAAUUUCUACAACAACCACAGCAUUGCCAAAAAUUCAGACUUCUACAACGACAAGUGCUUCAACAACAUCCACCACUAUGUCAACAGCGACUGCAUCUCCUACAUUAACAAUUUCUACAACAACCACAGCAUUGCCAAAAAUUCAGACUUCUACAACGACAAGUGCUUCAACAACAUCCACCACUAUGUCAACAGCGACUGCAUCUCCUACAUUAACAAUUUCUACAACAACCACAGCAUUGCCAAAAAUUCAGACUUCUACAACGACAAGUGCUUCAACAACAUCCACCACUAUGUCAACAGCGACUGCAUCUCCUACAUUAACAAUUUCUACAACAACCACAGCAUUGCCAAAAAUUCAGACUUCUACAACGACAAGUGCUUCAACAACAUCCACCACUAUGUCAACAGCGACUGCAUCUCCUACAUUAACAAUUUCUACAACAACCACAGCAUUGCCAA
Polypterus senegalus (gray bichir) is the source of this 1370-nucleotide messenger RNA. RefSeq names its product probable cyclin-dependent serine/threonine-protein kinase DDB_G0292550. The annotation marks the transcript as partial. The record is from RefSeq and is a predicted model, not a curated record. The transcript is spliced from 26 exons. NCBI's taxonomy places the organism in Eukaryota, Metazoa, Chordata, Cladistia, Polypteriformes, Polypteridae.